Molecule: messenger RNA, 3501 nt
Organism: Tetrahymena thermophila SB210
Lineage: Eukaryota; Ciliophora; Oligohymenophorea; Hymenostomatida; Tetrahymenidae
Exons: 3
Molecular function (GO): protein binding
Source: RefSeq, a predicted model, not a curated record
AUGUAUUCGAUUGUGUUGGAUAAAGGGACGUCUGAGCGAAAGCAGUUAGUAGAUAUAAGUGAAAGAAGUUUUGACUUUAAUUCAGUAACAGAAGAACAUCAUUUUUCCAUUUAGAAUUCAAAUUAGGAUAAAUCUGCUUUGAUAAAGUUUUUAUGUCCUACUCAUUUUUAAUAUCUUUUGAGAAUUAAUUGUCUUGAGUAAGAAAAUUAGGACUCAAGUCGUAGGAAUUCUUGCGAAUAAAUAGAGGAAGCUGAAUAAAAUAAUUAGAAUGAAGGAAGCUACGAAUACUUUCCUACUUCUAAUUCAAUUGAAAUAUUUGCCGGAAGAAGUGUCGAUUUUAUGCUCUGUUGGAAUAAUGAGGGGAUAAAAGAUUUAGAAAUCAAUUCAAAUUUACAAUAAUUUUAGUCAAAUAUAAAUAGAAUAUCUUAAUAGGACUAAAGUUAACAAUUUUUAGACUAAGCUGAAGGAAGCUUCAAUUAGCUAGAAAAUUUUGAUGGAAAUGGAAUUAUUAAGUUGUAACACAAUAAUAAAGAUAAAAUAGUUAUUAUUGUUGCACCACUUGAUUAAAAUAUUGUUGAUGAUUGUGGAAAUCAAAUUCAAACACAGGAAAGUUUUGGAAUAUCUUAAAAGAUAAACUAGAACGAUAAAAAAGAUUUUUAAGAGACCAAUUAGAAAAUGACUUCAGGCUCUACAACAUCCUUGGAAAGCAUGUAUGAUAAAUACAAGUAGCGGUGUUUUAAGGUCAUAUCUGGAAGUAAACAAAUGAGAAUAUGGGCUAAAAUAGAUAAAAAACAAAUCCACAAGUAAGAGCUGGUCAUCAACAAUUUCUUUUUGUCACACAAUAAUCCUACUUAUUCUUGCUUGUAUGUGUAAAAGAUUAUGGAAUGCUCAAUUAAUACAAAAGGACAUUAAGCAUAGCAUGGAAUACAAGAAAACAAAGGAAGUAGUGAGUUAAAUCAAAAAGGAAGUGACGAAAUGAUAGGUAAGGAAGAUGAUAAUAACAGAUUAGAUGCAGAAUUUCGAUUAGAACAUAAAAUUAACAUUAGAUUGGACAGAAAUAGAGCAACUGCUAGAACAAAUAUAACCCCUUUAGGUUCUUGUGAAGGAAUAUAAAAUUUAAGAGACUUCUUUUCUAAAGAAAUAAUAACAUAUAGAGAUAGUAACUGUUAGUGCUGUGAUGAGCCGAUUUAAAUUUGCUGCUAAAAUAACUUGAAAAUAACAAAAGAAGAAAAGGAUAUAAUUUCUAUGCAUGUAAAAAAUCAAAUAGAUUAACAUUCGUCUAUGGUAUUCGAAAACAACACAGUCUUGUAUUAAUUUAGUAAAAUCUCAAAAUCACUCAAAGAAUUUUUCUCUGAUGUCUGGGUUUUGCAGGAAGAUUAAACUCAAGAUUUGGGAGUCUUUAAAAUUAUCUAUUUUAUUGUUGGAAAGCAGUCUAGUAAGAAUUAUAUAGCAAUUCAAGAAAGACAGCAGAAAUUAAAGUCGAACAAAACUAUCAGAAACUGUUUGUAGUCCUAAAACCCAUUUGCACAGCAACUGCACAGAUAUAGUACAGCUAUAAGCUAAACUAGUCAGUGCUCUCCUUCGAUCAAGGGAGUUUCAACAUCAUAUUCUUCAAUUCAAUCAAACACACUGAACUAUAUAAAAACAGGAAAAAGCUCAGAUGAUCAGAAUCUCUUAUCAAGCGACACUGAAAGUGUUGAGAGCUCUUAAUCUCCAAUUAGAAAUUAAGCAAGUAAUCGACAGUCUCUUUACUAAGACGAAAACUGCAAUGCAAAUAAUCGCUUUUCUGGUGAAACUUACUUUGGUACAUCUUCUUCAUCCCAAGUUAAUUUCUCUGAGCUAAACACUCCCACUAAUCAGAAAAAAAAUUCUAAUAUAAUCACACCUCGCUAAGUCUAAGACAAAUAAAAAAAUUUAAAUCCUAAUGAUCCUUAUCAGACUUGUACUAUCAGAAAUUCACCUAUCAUAAAUGCAGAAGCAAACAAAAUCAAAGAAACAAACCAAAUACAAACUAUUUAUGAAAUAGGCGGUGAAGAAGAAAAUUCCUACAGGGACUAAAACCAAUUCAUGAGGAAGUAAAACUACCUAUUUGACUUCCCUUCUACCAUAGGUGUUAACAACGAUGGAGAUGAAAAAUAUCGAUAAACUGCCCCUGUCUAUGAUAUGAAUCAAAAUGCUUCUAUACAUAUUGCUAUGCAUAAAAGUUGCAUACCUGGCAAAGACAGCUCUGACUUAAACUAUUUUGAAAAUGAAGACUUUAGAAAGAGCAAACUGAAGUAACCGAGAAGCAAAAAAGAAGGCAGUAUAACCACAGAAUAAAAAAACGUUAAGCACAUCAUGCUAUCUGACGAUUCUCUUUAUUUCAUUACUACAACUGAGUGUGGUCUUGUUACUGUUUGGAAUAUCUCUACUCAAGAAAAAACCAUCUUUGAUGACCAUAAAAAAAGCUGUGAUCCCUCAAUAAAUUUUUUAAAAUCAAUGAAUGAUGGAGAUCGAUUCAUGACAGGAGGUAGUGAUAAAACUAUAAAAGUAUAUUCCCUCAAAUCUAUGAAACUUAUCCAUACUAUUAUAGUUGAAAGAAAAAUUGUUUAUUCUGCUGCUAUACUUCCAGAUCUCAAUAUGAUUGUCGUUGGAGGACUAAACAUCAGCAAACUAGCUAGCAUUGGAAAGUCAACAACUAAAAGAAGAAAUAUCAAAUUUUAUAACUUAUAGAAUUAUAAAUAUAUUAAAAAGUUUAAAAUACCCAGCUCAGAAAAUGUGAUAACUCACUUGGAAUACUGCCAAACUAAGUAAAGUUCAUGCUAUUAUCAAGAAGAUGACAGGAAAGCCAAGAGUAAUGUCACCAUAAAAUCUAACUACUAAUAUAGACAGUCAACGAGCGGAACAAAAACAGAAAGUUCUGAUAAUGAAGAAUCAGAUGAAAGGCAAUCAGUUUAAUCCAUGUAUUACAAAACAACCUCUUAACACAAAUUAAAUAAGUUCAAUAAUAAUGUCUUAGCUUGUGUUGUAUAGGGAUCAUAUGGAAGCAGAUUAAUAUUUAUUCAUUUUGGCAGAAAAGGUAAAAUGGAAAUAAUCCUGAACUGUGAAAUGCUAACAAUCGGCAUUUAUAAAGUUCACAGGUUUUUUUAUUCUCCGUCUAUGUAAAAACUUAUUUGUAUGCCAAAGCCAAACGAAAAGAAAGGUUAAACUAUUAACUACUUCUAUGAAAUAGAUAUCUCAUCAAGAACCAAAAUAGAAAGCUUAAAACACACUCCUUCUUUUGAGAAGCCAAUUAUAGAUUUAAAUUUGUGCUCAGAUCAAAACAUUGUAAUUGUUAUCCCUACUGAAAACUAUUUCUAUCUUUACGAUGUCAAAGAUCAAGCCAUUAUCGACAGAUCAAAUACACUUGAUUUUCCCCCAAAACAAGCAUAUGUAAGUCCCCUAAACUUUGCUGCAAUCCAGCUGGAGUCUGGAAACGGAAAAAUAAAUUUAUUUAAACUACCAAGCCAAGUAAAUAGUUGA